GGCUGUAGCGAUUCUAAUGCGUUUCGGUUUGACCUACUUUACCGACGAAAUCUAUAGUCGCAAGAAGGAGUGUCUGCUUUUGAAGCGUUCAACCUCUCGCCCCCCACUCUCGCAGCCAAGCGAACUUGAUCUUCGACCAGCUAACAGCUUCGUGAACGCUCUAUUGCUACAUGUAGCCAUACCCCGUGUUUAUUUCUGAUUCAAAUUGGCUUCAGGCUAACCUGUUCUAACUAGAUUGAACCGGAUGAUUUCUGGAAACUUUUCUGGCUAGUAUCAACGAAGGGCAGACAAUCUUAACCUUAGUGGUUCACUUCCGUGUUGGCUGUAGUAUACAAUAUCCUCCGAAAAAAUUGCAAACAUGGAUCAAAUCUCAAACAUAGCAGAACUCUGUGGCUCUAUGUCUACUAGCCUAGCUCGAAGUCUCUACUAUAAUCCAAGAAUGGCGGCAAAUAGACUACUGGAGAAUUGGCUAUCCAGAAACUUCAAGGGGGAGAUAGUUGGAUCUUGGUGUAAAAAAAUAAGUGGAGUAAAAGACUGGAUAGUUUGUUCCUAUUGUAAGACCAUGGUAAACAUUACACCUGGCUAUGAAUCAUUGCGGAAGCAUGCUCUCACACAAAAGCAUAUCAAGAAAAAGAAAAAAAUAUCAACAUUAAAAGCUGCCAAGAAACACACACAUCUAGAAAGUAUUAGAAGAGACCCAACAUUGUCCUGGUGUCGACAGAUCUAUGGCUUAAAGAAUAUGGUUCUUUGCCUUUACUGUCGCAAAGCACUUCCAUCUGAUGAUCUUACUUGUCUCAGGGGACAUGCUCUAUCAGACAGACAUCAGCUAAGAACAAAACUACUGGAGCACAAAUCACUGAGAGUGAAGCCUAAGGUAACUGUCAAGCCAAGGUACCAUCCGACUGCUCCAGUAUGUGAUGAAGUCAAGUAUUCUCUGUGUUUGGAAGCAUUUCCUAACCAACUCUCAAGUCUAAGUUGUAAUGGAUUAAACUCUUCAUCAGAUGUGAAGCAGGCUGACAAACUAAGUGAGGAGUGUAAGGAAUCCAUGAGCUCUUAUACAAGUUGUUAUGUCCCUUUGAUUCCACUCUCUGUGCAAGAGUGGACUCCAAUUGCACCCAGAUCUUCCAGUUGUUUAGCUCAACCAAGGAUUAAACAAGGUAGUUCUCUUCCAGAAGUCUUCAUGUGUUUUUACUGUCAUCGGGAGUUUACUUCUACCUCUGACCUUCAGGCCCACUUAUUUAUCUGUCAAGACAUGAGAAAAUGCUGGAAACCUCCCCAGCAACCAUCGGACGUUUACAUUGAGCCUUCUGUAGAUGCCUUCAUGGCCUCCGUCAGACUUCUGCCUAAAGAGACAGCUUUGGCUAUGACCAGAGAGAGGAGCACAAAAGAGUGCGAAAGCAUUGACCUGGAGGAUGACUCACCCCAUCCGCAAAGUUUGCCCUGGACACCCAAACGUUUGUUGUCCCACCUGAGCCACGACGGAAGCAAUCUCCACACCCCAGUCAAGAGGAGACCAUCUCUGUCCUCUUAUCAAGCUCGAACUGAAUGCUUCAAAACUCCAGAGAAGGGGAAUGAGAGUGCACCAAGUCCUCAGUUCGCUGGGGCUAAAUCUCUGUACAGCAUUGACCUGACUUCAACUCUGGGUUGUUUGGUCAGGAAGCAGGUGAAAGGAGACCCUAAGCUGCAUGUGCUUUCAGAUGUAGAGAGCCAUUGCUUGACCACUGUAGAGAAAAGACAGCCUUCAUUCUAUUGCAAUCUGCGCCAGAGACCUGUCAACUUUCCUUUGACCUUUAAAGAACAUUCUUCAAAAUACUGUCAUCAGUAUAAAUUCAAUAGGAGGCAAAAGUCAGAGUUCAUUGCCUAUGUAAAUACUGGACUUAACAAAGCGAGCAGGCACUUGUUAAGGUCAAUGAAAAGGUGCAGUGUAAAACUGAACCCCUUGACAAAGGCUGACUUACAUAAGUGGAUGCCAUCAAGGAACAAUGUCAAAGUGGUUCUGAAACCACUUACCAUUGAAGAAAUUCAUUUCUGGACUAAGCCAAAAUCUAACAACCAAAUACAGGCAUCUUUUAAAUAUGUCCAACCAGAAGCCCUGUUUCCAAAGGGAUUCAGUUUAAAGGCUCCAGCCUUAACACAGGUAUUGGGUUUACAAACCAAAAGCAGACAAGGACAGAGAAAGUCCAACUACAUAUUUGUAGACAGUAUGUCAGAGAGGGACAUUAAUAAGAGUGUGUUACUUAAAAGUUUACUAUCUGAUGCAGAGACUGAAAAUGUUCCCACAACUGUAUCGCCCAUAGUACCCAGAGAAACAGGUUAUGUACCAAGUGGUUCUUCAUUACAGAUUCCUGUAGCUCAACCUUCAAAGCAGUGUGGUGGCUCCCAGGGCAAAAUGUUCUACUUACCUGAUAUAACAAAUCUAAAUGUUGACCGUGAUAAAGUGAAAACUCGCCUCUGUUUUGAGCCAUUCAAUUCAUUGGGUAACCCAAAUACUAUUCCUAGGGAUCAUUUCAAAAUCAAGCAGUUGUCGAAAUCUACAAUUAGCUUAAAUACAUUACCUAGAUCUUCAGAUAGUCUCAAAACUAUUUCCAGACCUUGUCAUCUCAAUACUUUUACAAGAUCUUCAGAUCACUUUUUAACCUUACCUUCAGGCAGCCCCAAUUCAUCAGCAACUUUUGGUCAUUCCAAUGUUCAAAAGUCCAUGAAGAAUACAGCAAUGUAUUCUGGUGUCAAGGAUGUUUGUAUUAGAAUAGCUCCUGAAGGAGAAAUGAUUCAUCCUAUCAACACAACCCCUGACAGAAAUGUCAAAAGUGGCAAGGCUUUUCAAGCCAACAAAUUAAAACGUACCAAACAUUCGCCUGACAAGGCUUUUCAAGCCAACAAAUUAAAACGUUGUACCAAACAUUCGCCUGACAAGGCUCUUCAAGCCAACAAAUUAAAACGUACCAAACAUUCGCCUGACAAGGCUCUUCAAUGUCCCAGCAUCCCUUCACCUUUUCAGAUCAAAAUAAGCUGCCACAGAGAUAACGAGCUUCCCCCACAAUAUACUUCAACCUUAGUUUGCAAACUCUAUGAUGCAGUUUUCCCCAAGAUAUCUAAACCUGUUAUGUGCAGCCCUCUGUUUCAAGAUACACUAAGCAUGAUAAAACCUCCAUCUUGCUGACAUUUGAUUGGACGAUGCGUAACUACGUUGGAUACUUGAUACAAAAGAACGUUUUUUUCAUGCCAGACUUGGAGGAUAGACCUUAAAAAAUGCACUAAAAAUCUCAGCGGUCUCCAUGCUCUGAUUUCAUUUGUUAAAAAUAUUUUGUCAAAAGCUUGUGUAUAAUUGCUCAGAAGACAAUAGAGGUUGAGCACUAUUGAUUUGAAAAAUAAACAAUUAAUUUUAUAUUAAAUAACUUCUGAGCUGGUUACAGUUAAUUCUGCUUGUAUUUAAUGUUAUUCUCUGUAUUACCAGUAUUUACUGUGAUAUGAAAGUGUGCAAGUAACUUGCUUACUUUGAGUGGAACUUAAUGUAUUUACAAUGUAAUCUUUUCUUCUUGUAAUUUUUAAAAAGAUAUUUUUUUCCACACAUAGAAUUAGAUUUUCAUUUAAAAUUUUUAAAGGUUGUCUGCUAAUAUACCGGUAAUCGGUAGUGAAAUAAUUUGCUUUAAAUGUAAUUCCAAAUAAUUGAAUGGAAUAAAUUAUAAUAUGUAUUUGUGAUGGCACAUUCUGUUAUUUACAAAGUAAAUUGAAUUCAUAGUUGCCUCAAUCAUCUUCGCCUUUCAGAAUUAUUUUUUUAUUAUUUUGUUUUGUGUGCAACCAAGGUUCUAGUUUUAUAAAUUCAUCUUGAUUCAAUGAACUUACAUUCUAGUUUGAAUGUUUUUCUUAAUUGUUCUGUAGUAACUCCACUUAGAUUCUAGUUUUAUACAAAUAUAUUUUUGAGACUUGCACAUUGACCCACCAGAUUUUUUAGUAGUUAUAGCCACCUAGGUAUAUUUAGUAUUUUUUCCUGGUGUAAGUUUAUGUUUUUAAUAUUUCAUCCACACUUCCUAUAAUUUAUUCUCCAAAAGUGUAAGGAAUUGUGGGAGUAAUCUGCUUUACAGUUUCCUGUAACCUUUCUCUUGAUAAUGUGUAUUUGACAAGAGUAGUGAUUAGGAGAAGCAUAACGAAAUUUGUUUGAAAUUUUAUUAUCUUUAUGUUCUUUACAAAUAUUUUUCAUUCAAGCUUAUCACCUUAAAGGUACUUAAAAGUAAUCAUAAAACCAUUUUUUAAAUUAUUUCUUAACAUUUUUCUUGUGUUGUCAGCACUGAACUCUACAUCUGUAACAUGUUACUUAAAUGUUUGAAGCUUUAAGUUCUACUGUUAUCAUGCUCUAUCACAUUUGUUUUGGCUGAGGCUCAUUUAGAUUGUACUUAACAUCAAUCCUUGAACUGUACUUUAAAUGGCUACAAUAACAUAUUGAUUCAUCUUGUCUUAUUUUCAAGAUACAUAAUCAUUUGCUAAGCAAAAUUUGCUAAAUUGAUUUCUUGUUUUGUUUUUAAAUCUUCUAAACUUUGUUGAUCAAGAUUGUCUGUACAACUAUUUAAUUCAUAUCUUUUGUACAAUAAUACCCCGGUCAAGUAACAUUCAGUACAUAAAAUGUGAUGUAUUUAUCAACAGUUGAUUUUGUAGUUCUUGUAUCUAUUCAGCCACUCCAUCUUACUGGACAUCUGAUCAUGUCAGUGUUAAAAUUUCGGUUAGCAUUGGAUGGGAGAGAACUGAGUACACAUUUAACUUUAUUUGCAAAAUUAUCAUUUAUUUCCCCUGACAAAAGCAACCAUUUUUUUAUUAGUUUUUUUUUUGUUUAAAUCUUGGCUUGUUUAUUGAAUUCAUCUCCAUGUUUGUUUUAUCUGCUAUGACAAAGAGCUCUGUAAAAAAAAGUCAAAUUCAACUUAGAACUAAAGUGACUUUAGAGUUUUAAUAGAUUUUAAUGGAAGUCAUUUUUUCACUUAUAUUUAGGAUGUUGCAGAAGGAAAUAUUUUUAAAGCAUGAACUUUGAUAAUUUGUCUGUAUGACAGAGAUUGAAUAAAUCAACCUCUAUAUUCUUCAUUCCAAUCCUCAUUGAAAACACAAAUUAUCAAGUCAAAUAACAAUUAGCUUUAUUCGGAAUAAUUUUAAAAAAAUAAAAAAAUUCACAACUAUUUUUCCUGAUUCCAUGGGUUACUAAACCACCACAUGACAAUAAAUCUUUUUUACUCCUCCCUACAUCAAUUAAAAACAAAUCGGUUCUAUUCUAUAGUACUCUUAGCAAAUAAAGGAUAAAUAAAGGACUGCCUAGUAUCUACAGUUAGAUGUGAAGUUAUCAUUUUGUUUUGGUAUUUCCUGAUACAUUUUUGUUUUGUUCAUCAAUUCCACUAUUUAUGUUCAAAUGUCAACUUAAAAAAGAUAUAUAUUUUAAAAUAAAAAUAGACUUUCUUUUAAAUAUGCUUUACAUUAAUGAUUAUUAAAAGAAAGUUCUAAAUUGAAAGAUGUGUUGAAGCAGUGUAGUAAUGCAACUGAAAUUUGCAAGAUUUGAAUAAAAAUGUUUUGGCUGUCCUAAGUUCCAAUAAACUAACAUUCAAUUCAA
Molecule: messenger RNA, 5584 nt
Organism: Biomphalaria glabrata
Lineage: Eukaryota; Metazoa; Mollusca; Gastropoda; Planorbidae
Exons: 8
Coding region: 359-3160 (933 amino acids)
Source: RefSeq, a predicted model, not a curated record